AUGGCGGCCAACAAAGCGUCCCGCGUGGGCGAGGAAAUUUGGAAAACUCGAAUCGACAAGGUCAACGCUGAGCUCGUCACUUUGACCUACGGAACUAUCGUCGCACAGCUAUGCAAGGACUACGAGAGCGACUAUGCCGAGGUGAACAAGCAACUCGACAAGAUGGGUUACAACAUUGGUCUGCGACUUAUUGAAGACUACCUCGCCAAAUCCAACACCAUGAAGCGAUGCGCCAACUUCCGCGAGACGGCAGAAAUGAUCUCCAGGGUUGGAUUCAAGAUAUUCCUCAACAUUACUCCCCAAGUGAUGAAUUGGACAAGCGAAAAUGACCAGUUCUCGCUGGUAUUUGAAGAGAAUCCCUUGGCCGACUUCGUCGAGCUCCCCGACGAUGGCCGAGCGCAAGAUCAACUUUGGUACUCCAACAUUCUGUGUGGAGUGCUACGAGGAGCUCUGGAAAUGGUGCAAAUGCAAGUUGAAGCUCACUUCGUCAGUGACGUGUUGCGGGGCAAUGACAGCACAGAGAUGAGGGUAUCGCUAAUCCGAUACAUCGACGACGAACUGCCCCCUGAGGAUGACUAA
Molecule: messenger RNA, 579 nt
Organism: Fusarium mangiferae
Lineage: Eukaryota; Fungi; Ascomycota; Sordariomycetes; Hypocreales; Nectriaceae
Product: putative BET3
Exons: 4
Coding region: 1-579 (192 amino acids)
Biological process (GO): endoplasmic reticulum to Golgi vesicle-mediated transport; intra-Golgi vesicle-mediated transport
Cellular component (GO): TRAPP complex; cis-Golgi network membrane; cytosol
Source: RefSeq, a predicted model, not a curated record